Molecule: messenger RNA, 2632 nt
Organism: Jaculus jaculus (lesser Egyptian jerboa)
Lineage: Eukaryota; Metazoa; Chordata; Mammalia; Rodentia; Dipodidae
Gene: Brcc3
Product: BRCA1/BRCA2-containing complex subunit 3
Exons: 12
Coding region: 82-1023 (313 amino acids)
Biological process (GO): double-strand break repair
Cellular component (GO): BRCA1-A complex; BRISC complex
Molecular function (GO): cysteine-type deubiquitinase activity; polyubiquitin modification-dependent protein binding; metallopeptidase activity
Source: RefSeq, a predicted model, not a curated record
GGUGCUGGGGAGGCUGCGCCUGAGCACUGGGUUGGCCAGGCUGGAGAGGGCCUAAAGCGGACGUGAGGGGAGCGGAGCAAGAUGGCGGUGCAGGUGGUGCAGGCGGUUCAUCUUGAGUCUGACGCUUUCCUAGUUUGUCUCAACCACGCUCUGAGCACAGAAAAGGAGGAGGUGAUGGGUCUAUGUAUAGGGGAGUUGAAUGAUGACACAAGGAGCAACUCCAAAUUUACCUGCACUGGAGCUGAAAUGCGCACAGUUGCUGAAAAGGUUGAUACCAUCAGAAUUGUUCACAUUCAUUCUGUCAUCAUCUUGCGGCGUUCUGAUAAGAGGAAAGACCGAGUAGAAAUUUCUCCAGAGCAGCUGUCUGCAGCUUCAACAGAGGCAGAAAGGUUAGCUGAACUAACAGGUCGCCCUAUGAGAGUUGUGGGCUGGUAUCAUUCCCACCCUCAUAUAACUGUUUGGCCUUCACAUGUUGAUGUUCGAACGCAAGCCAUGUACCAAAUGAUGGAUCAAGGCUUUGUAGGACUUAUUUUUUCAUGUUUCAUAGAAGAUAAAAACACAAAGACUGGUCGGGUACUGUACACUUGCUUCCAAUCGAUACAGGCCCAGAAGAGCUCGGAGUCCCUUCAUGGUCCACACGACUUCUGGAGCUCCAGCCAGCACAUCUCCAUUGAGGGCCAGAAGGAAGAGGAAAGGUAUGAGAGAAUUGAAAUCCCUAUCCAUAUUGUACCUCAUGUCACCAUUGGGAAAGUGUGCCUUGAGUCAGCAGUAGAGCUGCCCAAAAUUCUGUGCCAGGAAGAACAGGAUGCCUAUAGAAGGAUUCACAGUCUUACACAUCUGGACUCAGUAACCAAGAUCCAUAAUGGCUCAGUGUUUACCAAGAAUUUGUGCAGUCAAAUGUCAGCAGUCAGUGGGCCACUCUUACAAUGGCUGGAGGACAGAUUGGAACAAAACCAGCAGCAUUUGCAGGAGUUGCAACAAGAAAAGGAAGAGCUUAUGGAAGAACUUUCUUCCCUAGAAUAAAGCAGGAGGAAAAUGUGGAAAAAUGAAAAUACCCAGCACAAAACUAUUAAGCUCAAUCAAUUCUGAAGAUGAUAAAGUUGGAAGACUCACAUGACCCAACUUCAUGACUUAUUAUAAAGCUACAGUAAUCAAGAUAGUAUGGUAUUGGCAGAGGGAAAGACACAUAGAUCAAUGGAACAGAAAGGCGAGUCCAUAAGUAUAUCCACAAUAAUAUGCUCAAUGAAUUUUGACAAGGUGUAAAACUAUUCAGUGAAGGAUAGCCUUUUCAACAAACCAUGCUGAAGCAACUGAACCCCACCAGCUAGCAAAAGGAAAAGGAAAUGUACUUCAGCCAAAAUCUUACACCUUCUAUAAAAGUAUUUCAAAUGUAUCAUGGAUUUAGAUGUAAGAUGUAAAACUUUUAGCCAGACACGGUGGCACAUGCCUUUAAUCCUGGCACUUGGGAGGUAGAAAUAGGUGGAUCACUGUGAGUUCAAGGCCAUCCUGGGACUACAGAGUGAGUUCUAGGUCAGCUUGGGCUAGAGUGAGACCCUAUCUCUGAAAAAAAAAACUUUUAAGAGAAAAUCAUAUAAGAAAUAUCUUUAAGAGAAAUUCUUAAACUCAAAAGCACAACCCAUAAGAAAAGGGUAGCUAUAUUGGGCUUCAUCAAAAUUAAAACCUCUUAUUCUGUAAAAAAUAUUAAAGACAAAUUAUUUGCAAAUCAUGUAGUAUCUGAUUAGCUUGGAAAACAUUGUACUCAAAAUCUCAACAGUAAGAAAAAAACAAAAACUAGUUAGGAAAUGAGAAAAGAACAUGAAUAGACAUUUUCACCAAAGAAGAUGUAUAGAUAGCAGAUAAUCACAUGAAAAUACAUUGAAUUUCAUUAGUCAUUGGGUAAUGCAAAUUAAGACUCCAAUGGGAUAUGACAUGCAUUGAUUAGAACGACUAAGAACAGAACAGUGAAAAUGCUAAAUGAUGUCGAGUAUGCAGACUAGAUUUUCCAUACGUUGGUGGCAGGAAUGUAAAAUAAUAUAGCUACUCUGAGGAAAAGUUUGGAAAUUUCUUGUAAGGUUAAAUAUAUACUAAUCAUGUAGUCUAGCAGUUGUAUUCCUGGACAUUUAUCAUUUAUCUGUGUAAACCUGUGUUGGCACAAAAAAACUUGCACAAAAAUUUCAUGGCAGCCUUAUUUGUAAUAACCCAAAACUGGAAAUAACCCAGAUAGCCUGCAAUAAAUAAAUGAUUAGACAAAUUUUCCCUACCAUGGAAUGCCAUUCUAUAGUGGAAAGGAACUAUGCCACUCACACAUACAACUUAAAUGGACCUGGGGGAAAUGUUACAGUAAAUGAAGAAAGUUUGUUUCAAAAGGACAUGUACUGUAUGGUCGCAUUUAUGUAACAUUAUUGAAAUGUCAGAAUUAUGGAAAGGAAUAACAAAUUAAUGUUUGGGGGGGAUACAGACUGGAUGUUAUACGGCAUACAUAACUAAAGGGAUGGAACAAGCGUUCCUUUGUGCUGAGCAAAUAGUUUUGUAUCUUAGUUCUAUUGCUAAAACUGUGUAAGUCUGUACAAUGCAAAUCAAUGCAUGUGAAAUCUAGCAAAACGAAAUAAAGUCUGUAGUUUAGUGAACAGUA